GUCGACAAUCACUUUAUAAUUGAAUAUUUGAUUUGUAUUUAAGCUGAAAUGUAUUUGACCACAACAUAAUUGAAUAGCAGUCCCACUUUGAUAUAUUAAAAUAUAUAGAUAUUUAUAAAUGACAUAUGCCACGUUUACAAAAUUGAUGUGACUUUCUGUAUAGUUGCCAAGAUCUAUACACAUUUUACCAGGCGAUGGCCUAGCAGUUUAAACGCUUUUCUGAAUUCUUAUGUUUGUCAUUGUUAUGUAAAAAUAACAAUUCAAUCUAAGUGUAAGUAGGUCUAAACGACCAGUUUGAAGCAGUGCUGGUAUAAAGCGACUAAUAAAACAAACAGUCUAAUAUUCCCAUGUGACUUGCAUAGUUAGGUCCAACCAACUUUCUGGGAGUGUACUCUCUUUACCUGUCAGCUUUCUCUCUGCAGUCGAGGUAGGAUAGAAACGGAUAAGCCGUCAAGAUGAGAGCGUUGCAUCUGCUCAUGCUUUCAUUUCUGGUGUCGAAUAUAACAUCGGUAUCAUCAAAUUUACAGGAUGCAAUCGUGGAGUUUGCGUUAGAAAAACUGUUCAAAGAACUAACUCCUAUAUUUACCACGUUUUUUGAAGGGAAUGAUGACGAUCUUCUAUUGCCUUUUGAUCCUAAACGUCUGAAGGCGGAUUUAAGAGAAAACCUCUUCGGGCAGCACAUUGCGUCUGAUGUCGUGCUGAAAGCUGUAACGUCGUUUAUGACCGACAGCAACCCGAACAAACCCCUGGUCCUCUCUUUCCACGGGACUACAGGAACCGGAAAAAACCACGUUUCUACAAUCAUUGCAAGAAACAUUUACAAAAAAGGUGAACAGAGCAAGCAUGUGCACAAAUUUAUAUCGCAGCAUCAUUUCCCUCACAAAGAUCAUUCACAUUCCUACAAUGCACAGUUAAAGCAGUGGAUUCCUGGAAAUGUAUCAAGUUUUGCACGCACUAUGUUCAUAUUUGAUGAGAUGGAUAAGAUGCAUCCACGGCUGAUCGACACCGUCAAGCCUUUUCUAGACUACAACGCCUUCGUAGACGGAGUGUCAUUCAACAAAGCCAUCUUUCUUUUUCUCAGUAAUGCAGGUGGGAAUAUGAUUUUUAACUUGGCUCUGGAUUUCUGGAGGGAAGGCAGAGAUCGGAGUGAGAUCAAGAUGAACAGCAACAAACUGGAGAUUAUGAUCUCUGAAAACAUCAAGAAUGAGAAAAAUGGAUUUCUGCACUCUAGUAUAAUAGAUCAUCAUCUGAUCGAUCACUAUAUUCCUUUCCUUCCUCUGGAGCUGAAGCACGUGCGUCAGUGUGUCUUGGCUGAGAUGCUACAUCUGAACAUGACUCAAGACGUGGACCUGGCAGAUAAAGUGGCCAGAGACAUGCCCUUCUCCCCUAAAGAAGAGAGAAUAUUCGCUGUUAAAGGCUGCAGGAACGUCGGACAGAAGUUGGCCCUCCAUAACGAUGAAUAAAUGAAAGACUAUAGCAGUACUUUUUGCACACUUUUUUUUUUUUU
Puntigrus tetrazona (Sumatra barb) is the source of this 1507-nucleotide messenger RNA. Its product is annotated as torsin-1A-like. Bases 456 to 1463 code for a protein of 335 amino acids. NCBI's taxonomy places the organism in Eukaryota, Metazoa, Chordata, Actinopteri, Cypriniformes, Cyprinidae. Gene Ontology annotation, molecular function: kinesin binding; ATP binding; ATP hydrolysis activity. The record is from RefSeq and is a predicted model, not a curated record. Gene Ontology annotation, biological process: protein localization to nucleus; nuclear membrane organization. The transcript has 5 exons. Gene Ontology annotation, cellular component: endoplasmic reticulum; endoplasmic reticulum lumen; nuclear envelope.